This is a messenger RNA of Hyaloscypha bicolor E, 1983 nucleotides long. RefSeq names its product putative mitochondrial ATP-dependent helicase irc3. The coding region runs from base 1 to 1983 and encodes 660 amino acids. Lineage: Eukaryota; Fungi; Ascomycota; Leotiomycetes; Helotiales; Hyaloscyphaceae. The transcript is spliced from 2 exons. Gene Ontology annotation, molecular function: hydrolase activity; ATP binding; DNA binding. The record is from RefSeq and is a predicted model, not a curated record.
AUGCCUCCUGCAUCAAGAGGAUUGUUGACUCGUCUCCAGAAAUGGAGACUGUGCUCAACCUCUCUGGUUCUGCGUCGGUACGCCACAGCUUCUUCGAUUGUUAGUCCAGUCGGGCCCCCGUUGAAGAUUCGCCUCCGGCAGUACCAAGAAGAAUGCAUCCAGGCCGUUCUUUCUCACCUAGAUCAAGGCCAUAAGCGCCUUGGGGUGUCUUUAGCUACUGGAAGUGGGAAAACCGUCAUUUUCACCCAGCUCAUCGAUCGGGUUCAACCCCACAAAGAAGCUGCACAUCAGACGCUGAUUCUGGCACACCGAAAAGAGCUUGUUGAGCAAGCUGCUCGACAUUGUACCAAUGCCUACCCGGAUAAGCUGAUCGAGAUCGAGAUGGGUUCAAUGCAUGCCAGUGGGAAUGCAGAUAUCACUGUGGCAAGUCUUCAAAGCAUCGUUUCCGGGGACCGGAUGUUCAAGUUCGAUCCAGACCGGUUCAAGCUCGUACUCGUUGAUGAAGCACAUCAUAUCGUUGCGCCGGGAUACAUGAGGACGUUAGACUAUUUUGGUCUAUCAAAAGCCCAGCCACACUCUCCAGCACUGGUUGGAGUUUCAGCAACUCUGUCACGGUUCGAUGGACUUAGGCUCGGGGCUGCUAUCGACCAGAUUGUAUAUCAUAAGGACUACAUCGACAUGAUUGGGGAGAAUUGGCUCUCGGACGUGAUCUUUACGACGGUGCAGUCGAAGGCAGAUAUAUCGAAGGUCAAGAAGGGAGUCAAUGGAGACUUCCAACCCAGCGAGCUUUCUCAAGUGGUCAAUACAGAACAGAUCAACGAGAUCACAGUUCGAAGCUGGCUGUCGAAGGCCCAAGGACGAAAGUCAACACUCGUCUUCUGUGUCGACCUCAAUCAUGUGGCGGGAUUGACAAAUACAUUCCGGAAGCUCGGAAUAGAUGCUCGGUUCGUUACCGGAGAUACACCAAAGUCUGAGCGUGGUGAGCGACUUGAUGGCUUUAAGGCGGGGAAGUUUCCGGUCCUUGUCAACUGUGGAGUCUUUACAGAGGGAACCGAUAUCCCAAAUAUUGACUGUGUCUUGUUGGCCCGGCCUACCAAGUCACGGAACUUGCUAGUGCAGAUGAUUGGCCGAGGGAUGAGACUGCAUCCUGGAAAGAAGGAUUGCCACAUCAUUGAUAUGGUUGCCAGUCUCGAGACCGGGAUUGUUACCACUCCAACGCUCUUCGGACUUGAUCCUUCGGAAAUAGUUGAGGAUGCGAAUGUUGAUGACUUGAAGGGCCUUCAGGAUCGGAAGGAGGCUGAGGAGUUACGGAAGCAGAAGACUAAUGAGGUCUCGAAAGCCUCCCAAAAGAAUGCUGAGCCAGUGAGCAGAACUGUGACCUUCACAGAUUAUGACUCUGUCUUUGACCUGAUUGAAGACACUACUGGAGAACAGCAUGUUAGACGGAUUUCUCCCCAUGCUUGGGUUUGCGUCUCUGAGGACAAAUACAUUCUUUCCAAUUCCAAUGGAUCAUACGUCAAGCUGGAGAAGGGUGUGAACGAAAAGUCUGGGCAGGAGGAAUACCUUGUCACAGAAACAGUUGCUCUCAGCCGGGCAAUUUCGAAAGUUCCAUUCAUGCGGCCGCGGACAAUUGCACGAGCAAUUACAUUCACAAACGCAAUCCACGCAGCAGAUACCUUUGCCUCGAAGCGAUAUCCGUUCCAGUUCAUUUCCAAGAAGCAAGCAUGGAGGAAUAGACCAGCAACAGAAGGGCAACUGGCAUUCCUCAACAAGCUGAGGUCAAAAAAUGAUCAACUGACCGCUGAAGCCCUGACAAAAGGGAAAGCUGGUGACAUGAUCACAAAGGUUAAGCAUGGCGCUAAACGCCGAUUUGCGAAUAUAGAAGCAGAUAGGAGGAAAGAGGGGAGAGCUAGACUCAAAUUUGAGCAGGAAAAGGCGUUGAAGGAAAGGGAAACGGUUAGCGUUGGGCCUCUCUUGUAUUGA